AAUUAGUCAUAGAUUUGGUAGUUUAGAAAUAAGUCCACAGUAAAUGCUUAUAAUUAUUUCUAAAUACUAUUAUUCUGUUUCACAAUGAAAAUUUUUAUACUGAUCGAGUUUCUUUGCUGUUGCGUAUUGGCUAAAGAUGACAUGGAUAUUUUUCACUUACCUACUAGCACAAUUCCAUUGUUUUAUGAUCUGCAAUUUUUAAACGUGUUAAGUGAUAAUUUCACUUAUAGUGGCACAACAAAAAUUAAGAUACAAGCUCAACAAACCACAUCUGUGUUAACAUUAAAUGUUGUUGAUCUAGAUAUAGAGAGCAUUAAAAUAUUUGAUAUAGAAUCAAAAAGGGAAAUCGAAGUUAACAAUCAUGAGUUGGUAGAAAAAAAUGAACAGCUAAAAGUGUACUUGAAUGAACAGUGGUUAAUAACUGGAAGACAAUACCAAGUGGAAAUUGUUUACAAUUCAAAGUUGAGAACUGACAUGACGGGUCUAUAUAGAAGCUCUUACAGAGAUGAAGAAUAUAAUAAAACUAGAUGGUUAGCUGUAAGCCAUUUUAAACCUACACACGCAAGAAAAGCAUUUCCAUGCUAUGACGAACCAAUAUACAAAACACCAUUUCAUAUUACUAUUAUAAGAAAAGAUACACAAAUAUCUUUAUCAAAUUAUCCAAUAAAUAAAAGCUGGGCAUCCCCUAUCGGUAACUUAAUAUAUGAUGAUUAUAAAGUAAGUGAACCACUACCAACCUAUUUAGUAGCAAUAUCAGUUUCUGAAUUUGUUACAAAACCGUCAGACGAAAAACGAAUUCACGUAUACACGCACAAGGAAUAUAUAAACCAAACGGAUUAUAUUCGACAAAGAGCAGCAGAAUUACUCCACUUAAUGGAACUUUUCACAACUAUACCUUACUCUGUAGAAAAAAUGGAUUUCCUCGCUGUACCUAAUUUUGUAGCAGGCGCUAUUUUUGGUGAAAAUUGGGGAUUAAAUACAUAUCAAGAAAAAUAUUUAUUGAUAUCAGAAAAUUCAACCGAAAAAAGUAAGGAACUUGUUACCACAACAGUUCAACAUAAAUUGGCACAUCAGUGGUUUGGAAAUAUUGUUACUUGUUCUUGGUGGGAUUAUGUGUGGUUACACGAAUCUUUUGCAACAUUUUUCCAAUAUUUUGCAGUUAAAAUUGUAGAGCCCGAAUGGCGAAUGGAAGAUUUAUUUGUUGUUGAACAGCAUCAGAUAGCAUUAUCAUACGAUCAAGUAUCUAGACAUUCGAUGACAGUUCAUGUUAAAUCUCCUGAUGAAAUCACGGAUAUAUUUGAUGAAAUUGUCUACGAGAAAGGAGCUUCUAUAUUGAGAAUGCUUAAACAUAUAAUAACUGAUCACCUAUUUAGGCAGUCAUUAAUAUUAUAUUUGAAUACUAACAAAUAUAAAAACACAAAACCGAAAGAUAUGUGGGAUUCUAUCGAUAGUGUAUUAUACGAAGCUGAUUACAAACUUACAGAUAAUAUUCAAAUUCGAGAUUUCAUGCGAUCAUGGACAGAAAAUGAAGGCUAUCCUAUAAUCAAUGUCGCAUAUCAAAAUAAAAAAUCAUAUUCUGUUACACAGAAACGAUUUUUGAUCGGAAAUAAUACUUCGUCAAGCAAGUCGAAAUGGUUAAUUGGUCUAACAUAUACUACACAAAUCAAAAAAGAAUUUUACAACUUAAAACCAACAGAAUGGUUAAAAAUUAAUGAUAAUGAAAAAACAUUACAAAUUAAUGACGAAGGGUGGUUCAUUUUUAAUUUACAAUCGACAGGAUUUUAUCGAGUAAACUAUGAUGAUGAAAAUUGGUCCAGAUUAAUUAAACAACUUAAAUUUAGUCCAAAAGAUAUACACGUUCUUAACAGAGCACAAUUAAUCGAUGACUCGUUUAACUUGGCAAAAGCGGGAGAGCUACCUAUUUCAACAUCUUUCAACUUAAUAUCAUAUUUGGAAAAAGAAGAUGAUUUCAUUCCGUGGUAUACAGCUAUUAACGAGCUUACGUAUAUUAACAACCAGAUGCGACGAUGCAGUAUUAUUACUCCUUACCUAAAAAAUUUUACAAGAAAUUUGGCAUCUAUAAUUUAUAAUAGAGUUUAUAAUCUUUAUGAAAAAAGUAACGAUAGAAGACACACAACUGUAACUAGCUAUGAUGCUUUUUCUUCUUGGGCUUGUAAGUUAGAAGUUCCAGAAUGUGAAAUGAAAGCUUUGGAGUACUUCAAAAAAUGGCAAAAAGAAAAAUAUGUACCAGCUGAUAUAAAAGAAGCCACAUUAUGCACUGGCAUAAGACAUGGUGAUGAAACUGAAUGGAAUGAAGUUUUUAAUUUAUAUCAGACAACACAGACUUAUUCAGAAAGACAAGCUGCGCAACUAGCAUUAUCUUGUAGCAAAAAUAUUACUCUAUUAAACAGCUAUUUAAGACUAUUACUUCAAGAAGAUAACAGUUCAAUCCACCAAACAUACUUCAAAUUAAUAUUUAAUUCAUUGGCAUUAACACCAAUAGGUAUUGAAAUGAUGACGAUAUUUUUAAAGGAAAAUAUAAAUGAAUAUUUGAAUAAAACACAGAGUGCUUACAAAACAAUUGAAUCUAUGUAUGCAGCGUUGGUAAAAAAUGCAGCAACGGCUUCCGAAAUUUAUGAGUUAAACUUGAUAAGAAACCAAACAACUCUACCACUAAGUUUACAAAAAACAUUUAAUAAAUUAUAUAAAGAAAUAGAAAUUAAUUCAGAUUAUUAUGAAAGAACACAUAAGUCUCUUCAAGAUUGGCUCACACAAUCUGUAAUACCUGAAACAAAUUCAUGUACUUCAAGUUAUUAUAUUAGUAUAAUUAUCUUACUUUUUAAUCUAUUUUUUUACAUUUUAUAUUUUUUUUGAUAGCUUUUUAGAUAAAAAAAUUAUCCUAAUAAGAGGAACUAAUUAUUAUUUAAAUAAAAAAAAUUAAGAAACUAUACAUUUUAUAUUUAUUAUGUAUUUUAAAAUAAACAUUCCUUUUUUUUUUUAACA
This is a messenger RNA of Daktulosphaira vitifoliae (grape phylloxera), 3003 nucleotides long. RefSeq names its product aminopeptidase N-like. Gene Ontology annotation, biological process: peptide catabolic process; proteolysis. Gene Ontology annotation, cellular component: cytoplasm. Lineage: Eukaryota; Metazoa; Arthropoda; Insecta; Hemiptera; Phylloxeridae. The transcript has 12 exons. Gene Ontology annotation, molecular function: peptide binding; zinc ion binding; metalloaminopeptidase activity. The coding region runs from base 85 to 2874 and encodes 929 amino acids. The record is from RefSeq and is a predicted model, not a curated record.